UAUUUUUUUAUUCUUGGUUUCUAUUUUUUAGUUUAAUGUUCCUUUUCUUUACCACAUUUCGUCUUACGCCAUUUUAGAGGGGGAAAGGAAACUUUUAGCAGAGGACUACCUGUGCAGCGCCGUCCACCCGUCCGCCCGUCCGUCAGUCCGUCCUCCCCUGCACAUCAUACAGCCAUACUGAAAUAUAGUAUAAAUACUAGCAUAUACUUUAGUAUUAGGUCAAUAUAAUAUUAAUAUAAACUCUACAAUUGCUGGUCAUAUUAAGCGAAAGUUGAUAACAAAAUGGCGUACCGCUUACUCAACGAUUACGAUACAAAUCAUGACGUUAUUUAUAACACAACUUACACAAGACGGACGGUGACAUCGAAUAGUGAUUGGCCUUCUGCAGUGCCGAGCCACAGCUGGAAAGCCAUUCGUGACGUGGAAGGCUAUACAAAGCCACACAUGGCAUGGGAGUACCGACUUGAUGCUGACGCCGGCGCGGAGCACCAGAUUCCUAAAGGAACCGUACCCUACGUUCACGUGCGAGAUCAAGUGAGAGGUGUGCAGGACAAGAUGGAUCGUCACCGGCAGUUGCUUGACAGAUAUUAUGACCGACCAGCGAUGGAUGUGCUCGACACCCACACUUCUGGGCUGGGUCAUUCUGGCGCACGUACGACUGACGACUCAGCUGGAGCUGAGAUGCUGGGCAAGGUGUCACCCUUACGCAAGAAAAUUAGGAAGGUCAUAUGCAAGUCCCGUCGUGACCCUUCUUAUUAUGAUGAUUAGUUGCCCCAACACUGUUGUCAGGUCAGCUAGGAGGACAAGGUAUGUGAGACGUGUCUAUUAAAAGACGUUGGAAGGACAAGCAAGAACAACAACGAAAUAAAAAGACAACAGAUUUGAUAAAGAAAUACCCCUUAACCCACUUUCAAAAGAAAUGAAAAA
Octopus sinensis (East Asian common octopus) is the source of this 927-nucleotide messenger RNA. RefSeq lists its product as uncharacterized. The transcript has 6 exons. Bases 283 to 768 code for a protein of 161 amino acids. Lineage: Eukaryota; Metazoa; Mollusca; Cephalopoda; Octopoda; Octopodidae. The record is from RefSeq and is a predicted model, not a curated record.